AUCUGGGAAAACACUCUUUUUUCAUUGGCUGCCUCUGCCCUCUGAUCUCGCUUUCCCCCAAACUAGGGAGAUUAAAAACAACAGCUAAUUAAUUUCAUCCCUUUGCAGAAACGCUUCCUAGAUCUGAGGGCUUUUAACAGUUUCUGUCUGAACCAGGCCAAUAAAAACUCCAGCAAAAUGUCCAGCAAACGAGCCAAGGCAAAGACCACCAAGAAGCGCCCUCAACGUGCCACCUCAAAUGUCUUUGCCAUGUUUGACCAAUCACAGAUCCAGGAGUUCAAGGAGGCUUUUAAUAUGAUUGACCAAAACCGUGAUGGAUUCAUUGAUAAAGAGGACCUACACGACAUGCUGGCUUCUCUAGGGAAAAAUCCUACAGAUGAGUACUUGGAAGGUAUGAUGAGUGAAGCACCUGGACCCAUCAAUUUCACUAUGUUCCUCACUAUGUUUGGGGAGAAGCUGAAUGGCACAGAUCCAGAAGAUGUCAUUCGAAAUGCUUUUGCCUGCUUUGAUGAGGAAGCCACAGGCUUCAUUCAUGAAGAUCACCUGCGUGAACUGCUUACCACCAUGGGUGAUCGUUUUACAGAUGAGGAAGUAGAUGAGAUGUAUCGAGAGGCUCCAAUUGACAAGAAAGGCAACUUUAACUAUGUGGAGUUCACCCGUAUCCUGAAACAUGGAGCCAAAGACAAAGAUGAUGAAAACUAAGAAAUUUCAACUUCCAGUUAUCCUUGUUUGUCCCAGUCUUCUUGUUCCUCUUUGAGAUACUUUGAUGUCCUGGGUCAAGUACCAGAAUGGGUUACACUCUGAAAUAUUUCAGAGAACUAUUCCUGUUCUUAAUGAAGAAUAAGGUUUUGCAUGUCUGUGUAUGUUCACAUGGAUCAAUAUUGACUCAUUAUUAAGCCACCUGUUGAUUUGAUAGAUCCCAGGGAGUAAAAUAUUUGCAAUAUCCCCUUUAUAAACAAUUUUCCAGAUAUUUUUGAUGUGGAGUGAGAACAAACAUUGUGAGUGUAUCUAAUAUUGUUUCAUACACCAUUAGCAUUGGUGGAUUUUUUAAAAUAGAAAUAUGUUUUCAGUCCACAUAUACAGUUGUAAUAUAGCUUACGCUUGUAAUGUGGUUCACACUCUUCAGCUUUUUCACUGCCAUCACAACCCAGUGAAGUAGGACUAUUCCCAUUUUAAAGUUGAGUUGAGGUGGGAGUUGAGAUAUAUAGUAUAUAUAGCCUGGACUACCCUAUCACUUUUCAGGUGUGAGAAUGGAAUCGGGAGAUCCAAAUGCUGCCUUAAACUUUUACAUAGUGGAACAAGUUGGCUUUCACUGCUUAAAUUGAUUGAACCCAUGAAAACAUCACCGGAUACCAGAUUAGCUGAUAUCUCACUGCCUCAUGAGAAUCACAUCCCAAAUUGUAGUAAAGAUUUCCUCACAAAGCACAUUUGACACUCAUAGAAAGAUUUUUUUUCAAAUUUCGCCAUUACUCUUGACCCAGACACAUAAUAUAUCAGCUAAUGCACUGAUAAAGAAACAAGUUGAUUGGUCCACCAAAGCUGAAAUUCUCUCUCACAUAAAUCCCACUUUGGACUCUGAUCUAACAUAGUAUUUUUUGUGGAGGUUGAUUGAAAAAUUGAGGAGAAAAAACAUCAAAAAAUAAACCACUUUUCCAAAUCUGUUUUAAUUUCUUUUUCCUUCUGUUUCUACUGAAAUGCCUGGCUUGAAUAAUUCAGUAUUUUUAUUUAAAAAAUACUUCUGGAAUAUUGCAGAAGUCCUACAAUUAUUCUUACUGGUUUCCAAUUAAUAAGAGAGAUGGUUGCACUGUCUGAUUAAAGAUUUUGAGGUUUGACUAACAAAAGUAAACGUAUUCCAUUCCA
Molecule: messenger RNA, 1860 nt
Organism: Ahaetulla prasina
Lineage: Eukaryota; Metazoa; Chordata; Lepidosauria; Squamata; Colubridae
Gene: MYL9
Product: myosin light chain 9
Exons: 4
Coding region: 178-702 (174 amino acids)
Biological process (GO): myofibril assembly; platelet aggregation
Cellular component (GO): cytoplasm; stress fiber; myofibril
Molecular function (GO): calcium ion binding
Source: RefSeq, a predicted model, not a curated record